UCCCCCGCCUCCUCUCAACCACACGCCCGCCCACCUCCCUCCGACCACGAUACUUCCACCCUCUCAACCACACCCUCAACCACACCCACAACCACCGCUUCACCACCCUCCCCCCCAAAAAAAUGCGCGUCCCCUACGCCCCAACAACCCCGCCCUCCCCCUCCGCCGCCCCAAUCUACACCCGCAUCGCCGCGCGCCGGCACCCACGCCCCCUAAUCCCGCUCGACCUCGCGCUCCUCCACAACCCCGCCGUAGCAGACGGCUGGUCGUCCUUCAUCGGCGCAAUCCGCACCGCCACGUCCCUCCCGGCGACCGUCAAAGAACUCGCCAUCUCGCGCAUCGCGGUGCUAAACGGCGCGGUGCACGAGUGGGAUGUACAUGCCUCUCUUGCCGUGAAAGCGGGGGUGAGCAGGGAGGUUAUGCGCACGGUGUUUAGCGCGGAGUGUACGCGGGGGAUGGAUGAGGGGGGGCGGAAAGCGGUGCUUGGGGGAAUGGGGGAGGUGGAGGAGGUGGUGGUGUUGUAUACGGAUCAGAUGACUGUGGGGGUUAGUGUUGAGGAGGGGGUUAGUGAGAGGGUUAAGGCGGUGCUGGGGGAUACGGGGUUGGUGGAAUUGACGGCUACGGUUGCGGCGUAUAAUUGCGUGAGUCGGUUUUUGGUCGCGUUGGAUGUUGGGGAGUGUAAUGGGAGGGGGAUGAAGGAGGUUGAUGAACUUUAGAAAGGGGGGGUUGAAUUGGGAUUUAUGUUUGAUUGGGACUUGUAACGUUGCCGUAUAUAUAUAUGCAUAUACACAUGUCUUAC
Messenger RNA from Dothidotthia symphoricarpi CBS 119687, 799 nucleotides. RefSeq lists its product as uncharacterized. The record is from RefSeq and is a predicted model, not a curated record. Lineage: Eukaryota; Fungi; Ascomycota; Dothideomycetes; Pleosporales; Dothidotthiaceae. The transcript has a single exon. Bases 123 to 716 code for a protein of 197 amino acids. Gene Ontology annotation, molecular function: peroxiredoxin activity.